This is a messenger RNA of Gossypium raimondii (Peruvian cotton), 873 nucleotides long. RefSeq lists its product as uncharacterized. Lineage: Eukaryota; Viridiplantae; Streptophyta; Magnoliopsida; Malvales; Malvaceae. The record is from RefSeq and is a predicted model, not a curated record. The transcript is spliced from 3 exons. The coding region runs from base 1 to 873 and encodes 290 amino acids.
AUGUGUAAGCGGUUUGAAGAUGAUUUAAAUGAAGAUAUAAAACUAUUAGUCGUGACCCUCAAGUUGAAAGAAUUUGUUGUAUUGGUUGAUCGGGCAUAUAAAGCUGAAGAGUUGAGCAAAGAGAAAAGACAAACUGAGACUGAAGCUAGAGAUUUAAGUAAGAGAUUGAUGGGAAAGUCAUACCAGUCAGCAUCAAAGAAAUUAAAGAAAUAUCAUGACCAUUCUAUUACUUCUACGGAUACUCUGGUAGAGACAGAGAAAUCUGAAAAAGAGAGUAUGCAAACUUUGAGACCGAGCAACACUGCUAUAAGAGGUAGACCAUCUUGUAAUCUUGGAAAUGUAAGUGGUAGCUGUGAUGUGAAAAAAGACUCUACUAUAAGGUCUGAUGCACAAACACCAGCUAGGGCUUAUGCUAUUCGUACACAUGAAGAUGCUUCUACACCAGACGUUAUUACUGGUACUUUCUCUCUUAUUGGUACUGAUGUAACUGCUUUAAUUAAUCUCGGAUCAACUCAUUCAUAUGUUUGCAUGAAAUUAGUGUCUAGUAAAAAUUUACCUGUUGAGUUGACUGAAUUCAUGGUUAAAGUAUCAAACCCUCUAGACCAGUUGUCUAUUGUGAUAUCAGCUAUGUCAGUACAGAAAUAUAUGAGAAAAGGUUGUAAUGCUUACCUUGCUUAUGUACUGGAUACUAAAGUAUCUGAGUCAAAGCUUGAAUUAAUGCCAGCAAUUUGUGAGUAUCCUGAUGUGUUUCCAAAGGAGUUACCUAGAUUACCACUGAUCAGAGAAGUAGAAUUUGCUAUAGAACUUGUACCGAGAACAACACCGAUAUUGAUAGCACCAUACAAAAUGGCUCCUACUGAUUUGAAAGUAUAG